Messenger RNA from Cariama cristata (Red-legged seriema), 357 nucleotides. Its product is annotated as feather keratin Cos2-3-like. Gene Ontology annotation, cellular component: intermediate filament. Lineage: Eukaryota; Metazoa; Chordata; Aves; Cariamiformes; Cariamidae. Gene Ontology annotation, molecular function: structural constituent of cytoskeleton. The record is from RefSeq and is a predicted model, not a curated record. The coding region runs from base 1 to 357 and encodes 118 amino acids. The transcript has a single exon.
AUGUCCUGCUACAACCCGUGCCUGCCAUGCCGGCCCUGUGGCCCAACCCCGCUGGCCCACAGCUGCAAUGAGCCCUGUGUCAGGCAGUGCCAGAACUCCACUGUUGUCAUCCAGCCCUCUCCUCUGGUGGUGACCCUGCCCGGCCCCAUCCUCAGCUCCUUCCCACAGAACACUGUUGUGGGCUCCUCCACCUCUGCUGCUGUUGGCAGCAUCCUCAGCUGUGAUGGAGACCCCAUCCACUCUGGGUGCUGUGACCUCUCCUGCAUUGCCAGCCGCUACUGUGGCAGAAGGUGCCCUCCCUUGCUAAAGGUGAUUGCAACAGCCACAGACAAGGACGCCCAGGAACUCAGAGCAUGA